Molecule: messenger RNA, 2043 nt
Organism: Propithecus coquereli (Coquerel's sifaka)
Lineage: Eukaryota; Metazoa; Chordata; Mammalia; Primates; Indriidae
Gene: TRAF4
Product: TNF receptor-associated factor 4
Exons: 7
Coding region: 129-1541 (470 amino acids)
Biological process (GO): activation of NF-kappaB-inducing kinase activity; signal transduction; regulation of apoptotic process
Molecular function (GO): protein binding; zinc ion binding
Source: RefSeq, a predicted model, not a curated record
GCCCUGGCCGCGGCUGCCAGUCGGCGCCGCCCGGAGCCGGGAGCGCGGCCGGAGCUAGGCGCGGGCUGUGGGGCCGCCGCGUGCCCGGCCCCGCUCGCCCGUGCCCGCCGCUCGCCUGCCCGCCCGCCAUGCCCGGCUUCGACUACAAGUUCCUGGAGAAGCCCAAGCGACGGCUGCUGUGCCCGCUGUGCGGGAAGCCCAUGCGCGAGCCGGUGCAGGUUUCUACCUGCGGCCACCGCUUCUGCGACACCUGCCUGCAGGAGUUCCUCAGUGAAGGAGUCUUCAAAUGCCCUGAGGACCAACUUCCUCUGGACUAUGCCAAGAUCUACCCAGAUCCGGAGCUGGAAGUACAGGUACUGGGCCUGCCUAUCCGCUGCAUCCACAGUGAGGAGGGUUGCCGCUGGAGUGGGCAACUUCGUCAUCUACAGGGCCACCUGAAUACCUGCAGCUUCAACGUCGUCCCUUGCCCCAACCGCUGCCCCGCCAAGCUGAGUCGCCGUGAUCUGCCUGCACACUUGCAGCAUGAUUGUCCCAAGAGGCGCCUCAAGUGCGAGUUUUGUGGCUGUGACUUCAGUGGGGAGGCCUAUGAGAGCCAUGAGGGUAUGUGCCCCCAAGAGAGUGUGUACUGUGAGAACAAGUGUGGUGCCCGCAUGAUGCGGCGGCUGCUGGCCCAGCAUGCCACCUCUGAGUGCCCCAAGCGCACCCAGCCUUGCACCUACUGCACUAAGGAGUUCGUCUUCGACACUAUCCAGAGCCACCAGUACCAGUGCCCAAGGCUGCCUGUUCCCUGCCCCAACCAGUGUGGUGUGGGCACCGUGGCUCGGGAGGACCUGCCAAGCCAUCUGAAGGACAGCUGUAGCACUGCCUUGGUGCUAUGCCCAUUCAAAGACUCCGGGUGCAAACACAGGUGCCCUAAGCUGGCAAUGGCACGGCACGUGGAGGAGAGUGUGAAGCCACAUCUGGCCAUGAUGUGUGCCCUGGUGAGCCGGCAACGGCAGGAGCUGCAGGAGCUGCGGCGAGAGCUGGAGGAGCUGUCGGUGGGCAGUGACGGCGUGCUCAUCUGGAAGAUUGGCAGCUACGGGCGACGGCUACAGGAGGCCAAGGCCAAGCCCAACCUCGAGUGCUUCAGCCCAGCCUUCUACACACAUAAGUAUGGUUACAAGCUGCAGGUGUCUGCGUUCCUCAAUGGCAAUGGCAGUGGCGAGGGCACACAUCUUUCACUCUACAUUCGAGUGCUGCCAGGUGCCUUCGACAAUCUCCUUGAGUGGCCCUUUGCCCGCCGUGUCACCUUCUCCCUGCUGGAUCAGAGUGACCCUGGGCUGGCUAAACCACAGCAUGUCACUGAGACCUUCCACCCCGACCCAAACUGGAAGAAUUUCCAAAAGCCUGGCACUUGGCGGGGCUCCCUGGAUGAGAGUUCUCUGGGCUUUGGUUACCCCAAGUUCAUCUCCCACCAGGACAUCCGAAAGCGAAACUAUGUGCGGGAUGAUGCUGUCUUCAUCAGAGCCUCUGUUGAGCUGCCCCGGAAGAUCCUCAGUUGAGUGCAGGCGGGGCUUGGGGGAAAGGGGGAUGGGACAUGACCUCAGUCAGGUACUGGCUGAACCUGGAGAAGGGGCCGGACCCCCUCAGCUGCUUCUGCUGCCUAGGUUCUAUUACCCCAUUCUCCCUCUGCCCCACCACCCUCCACGCCCAGGUGCCUCCAAUUGGUGCUUCAGCCCUGGCCCCUGAGGGGAGCAGGUCUCGGGGUCUAGGGCUGGAAACAAGUGAUCCCAGGGCCUGUCUCCCCUCCUGGGCAGGGCAGACAUGCCUUGGUGCCGGCCAUACCCUACCCGGACUGAGGUGCCUGCUCAGGUGCUAUCUCCCAAGAGCCAUAGGAGUGGGGAGUUGGGAAUGGGGGAGGAGUAGUUAAAAAUCUGUCUUGAGAUCUGGUGUCUUUUCCCCUUUUCCCCAGCUGUGCCCCCUCUGGUUAUUUAUUUCCUUAGUGCCAGGAGGGCACAGCGAGGGAGCCCUGAUUUUUAAUAAAUCCUGAACUGUAUUUAUUAA